UUGCUUUCAUUUUAUUUUUUACACGGCCACCACAAUCGAACAGACGUAAAUUUCAAAAAAAAAAAAAAAACUCGAAAAUGGUUUCGGUUCAGCCUAGCGAUAUGAAGGUUUCGGACCUGCGCAAAGAGCUGUCGACGCGAAGCCUAUCAACAAAGGGUGUCAAAAAGGAGCUUAUCGAGAGACUCGAAGAGGCACUCAAGCAGUCUGGCGAGACCGUCGGAGAAACUAGCGACGAUUUUGAUCUGCUGCCAGCCAACGAGCUGGCCGAAGUAGACAAUGCAGCUGCCGCUGAGGAGCUGCCAACAGAAGAGGCUGUGGAGGCGAUGGAAACCGAAAAGAACACGCCAGCUGAGGUUGCAGAGACCGAGACGAAGCCUGAAGGCGAUCUGAAGCGGAAGCUAGAAGAUGACGACGACCAGGACAUGGAGGAAGCCAAGGAGGAGGCUGCCAUCGAUGAUGCACAGAUGUCGGCAGACAACAGCAGCAAUACUGAUGGGCGUCCAGCUCUAUACAUUAAAAACCUGGAGCGGCCAUUGACAACGUUCCGGAUGCACGAUCUGCUGGACAAGUUUGGCACGGUCAAGGAUCUCCGGCUGAACGCAAUCAAGACACGCUGCUACGUGCUGUUCACAAGCGGCGCAGAAGCACAGGCGGCGUUCAACUCUGUCGAUGGCACCGAGUUCCCGUCGGGCCGCGGCAAGCAGCUCGAGUGCGGGUUCCUUACCGAGAGCCGGUUCACGCAGCUGGUGGGGCAGGAGGAGCGGUCUCAGGACAACGUGGGCAGCCUUGAUCUGAUCAACGUCCCCGAGGAGAACGGCAACUGUGGCGUGUGGCUCGACAAGCCCGGCAGCACCGGACGGAAAAGCAAGAAGCAGAAGCGCGAGGAGCGGGCCGAGAAGCGGGCCGAGAAGCAGAGCGCUGAGGAGGCCAAGAGCAACAAGGACGCGCAGGCAGGCGAGUCGCGCAAGCAGUCAAAGUGGGAAAAUGACCCUAGAGUGCAGUGGACCAAGGCGAAGCCCUCGGUCAUGUACCGGCUGCCCACCGACGACGAAAUUGCCGCGCGCAAGGCCCAGCAGUCCGCGGCCACACAGGCGUAGCGGCCUUUCUGCUCGCGUUCUGACAUCACCUUUUUUCUUGAACAGCCAAAUAAAUCAGAUUUUCGCUCC
Molecule: messenger RNA, 1166 nt
Organism: Linderina pennispora
Lineage: Eukaryota; Fungi; Kickxellomycota; Kickxellomycetes; Kickxellales; Kickxellaceae
Exons: 1
Coding region: 78-1097 (339 amino acids)
Molecular function (GO): RNA binding
Source: RefSeq, a predicted model, not a curated record